UAUUCCCCUUCUUCGAACUUUGAGAAGCAAUUUUUUGCAAAUCGUCCAAUAACCUUACGAUUACCUUAUUUAAAAGCUAAAGGUUUUGCAGGAUCACACUGUGCUGUCGAGUUACGAGUACUUACCUUAAAUGUAUGGUGUCUCCCUCAGCCAUGGCCUAUCGGCAGCAAAGAUAGGAAGCUUCGUUUGAAGAAGCUCGCCGAUGCUAUUCUUAUAGAGAAAUACGACAUUGUAGGAUUGCAGGAAAUAUGGAGCAACAAUGACUACUUAGAGAUGGCGGAGAGAUUGUCAUCAUCGUUUCGCUUUCAUCAUUAUUUUCAUUCCGGUUUCACUGGUAGCGGUGUCUGUGUGUUCAGCCGGUAUCCUAUAGUCUCAACGCUUACUCACAGAUACUCGUUGAAUGGAUUUGCUCAUCACAUCCAUCGUGGAGAUUGGUUCGGGGGUAAGGUUGUUGGGUUGGUAGAAAUAGAAGUUGGGGAAGUUCGUGUCAAUUUCUAUGUUACACAUCUUCACGCAGAGUAUAAUCGUGAGAAUGAUCUUUAUCUUCCACACAGAACGUCACAAUCGUUUGAACUGAGUCAAUUUGUUCGCCACACCUCUCGUGGUGCCGAUGUCGUAAUUGUAGUUGGAGAUUUUAACAUGGAACCAGAAGAUCUAGGAUUCAGAUUAAUUCUUUCGCAAGUCCGUCUUUUGGAUGCUUGGCGGCUUGCUCAUCCUAUUGCGUCCCCCGAGGGCGAUCAAUGCCGAGGUGUUGUGCAUGGUGGAACAUGUGACCGUCCUGAUAAUUGUUAUUCUUUGAAGAAAUUCAGAGAGAAUGUAAGUUUGGAUGAGAGUAAACGAAUAGACUACAUUCUGUUCAAAAGCGAGCAAAUGUCUGUCUCAUUAGAGCAAUGCGACAUAGCAAUGAAUAAGAUUCCAAAUGAAAACCUCAAUUAUUCCGAUCACGUCGGGGUUCAGGCUCGUUUCAGGAUUGAAAUUGAAUUUCAGUUAUCGUGUGAAUGGGAGCCUAAUCGGCCGCUGCUGAUUGAGGCAAUAGGAAUAGUAUCGGGUGGACAACGAAGAGCACGCUCCGAUCGCACGUGGUUUGUCUGUGGCGCGAUAUUCAUAUUCGUUACUAUUAUUUUAUCCUUAUUCCUGGAUAAGGUCUUUCCGGUCAUAUCUUUGCUGUUCGCCUUGACCGUUGUUAUGGCUUUCUGUCUAUGGUACGGAGUAAUAGGACUUACAUUGGAGAGAAAAGCUCUUAAAGCUGCCAAGCAGUCGAUGCGGCAGUUACUUAAUGAUUGA
Haemonchus placei is the source of this 1284-nucleotide messenger RNA. The record is from the annotation of a GenBank genome assembly. Lineage: Eukaryota; Metazoa; Nematoda; Chromadorea; Rhabditida; Trichostrongylidae.